CGAAAGGCGAGGGCGACGACGAUCACUAGUAAAGGAAGAUCCAUUUCACAAACGACACUUUUCCGCGCACGACACAACCGUUGGGUUUACAUCUAUUGCCGACGUCGUUCCAAUUGCACUCUGUUGACUUUUGGUCAACGCUCCAAUUCCCUCCCCCUCUGCGCAUUUCUAUCUCACGACGUAUUGCCCCCUUCCUCGCGGGCAUUCAUUCUCCACGGAUCCUACAUUAGCACACUCAACACCCUCUCCUGCACAAAACCGAAUGAUGGCAUCAACUUCGACGAACGGCGUAUGGUCUCAUGGACGCGGUACCAGCGGUUCAGCAGAUGCGGAAACAAACGAACGAAAAAAAGUGUCGGAUAGUAAUGCGGUCACUUUGUCAUCUCAGUCGGGGGCACCCGGAUCGGUGCAUCCAUUGCGCUUUACUUGGGUGUUUUGGUUUAUGCAUAGAGAACCGGGGUCAAAAAUUCAAGACUACAACAACGCGAUCAAAAAAAUUGCAACAUUCUCAACGGUGGAAGAGUUUUGGGGUGUAUAUAGUAGAUUGAAGCGACCAAUGGAUCUUCAUAAUAUUAGCGAUUAUCACCUGUUUAAACAAGGUAUUCGACCGAUUUGGGAGGAUAAUUUGAACGGAGGAAAAUGGAUCGUAAGGCUAAAGAAGGGGCUGGCGUCACGGUAUUGGGAGAGCCUGGUUAUGGCGAUGAUAGGGGAUCAAUUCGACGUCGGAGGAGAGAUUUGCGGAGCAGUGAUAUCCAUAAGGCAUAGUGAAGAUAUCUUAUCUCUAUGGAAUCAAUCGGCCGAUGACGGACGGGUGAAUCUUCGUAUAAGAGAUACCAUGAAAAGAGUACUCAAUUUGCCACCAAACUGCAUAAUGGAGUAUAAGGCGCAUAAGUCAUCAGUAGCAGACAAUUCGAGUUUCCGUAAUACGGAGAUGUUUCGGUGAUGUAUUUGCGUGAGGAUGUACAAUUAUUGGCGUGAAAACCAUAAAUGGACCAUUGAAUUGUAUGGUUGGAUGCAAAUCAUAUUUUGGUCUUGGAUGCUUUCAAGGUUUCUUCACAACAUUGACCUGCAUGUGGAUGGUUGCAUUUUUUCCGU
This is a messenger RNA of Spizellomyces punctatus DAOM BR117, 1095 nucleotides long. RefSeq lists its product as uncharacterized. Gene Ontology annotation, biological process: translational initiation. Lineage: Eukaryota; Fungi; Chytridiomycota; Chytridiomycetes; Spizellomycetales; Spizellomycetaceae. The transcript has 7 exons. Gene Ontology annotation, molecular function: translation initiation factor activity; RNA 7-methylguanosine cap binding. Bases 263 to 943 code for a protein of 226 amino acids. The record is from RefSeq and is a predicted model, not a curated record. Gene Ontology annotation, cellular component: eukaryotic translation initiation factor 4F complex.